Aspergillus steynii IBT 23096 is the source of this 2823-nucleotide messenger RNA. RefSeq lists its product as uncharacterized. The record is from RefSeq and is a predicted model, not a curated record. NCBI's taxonomy places the organism in Eukaryota, Fungi, Ascomycota, Eurotiomycetes, Eurotiales, Aspergillaceae. Bases 1 to 2823 code for a protein of 940 amino acids. Gene Ontology annotation, molecular function: protein binding. The transcript has a single exon.
AUGCGCAACCCUGACGGCGUCCACCUGGCGUCGACAUUCCUCCUACUCCUCGUGCUUCUGAUCGGCCCUGUCGCUGCGACCAUUCCAUACACUCCGUCAUAUCUCCUGUACGAUUUGCAGAACAACGCCUCUUUCACCUAUCUGUUGCGGCCGGGUAGCACCCAAGGAACUACUGAGCUGCUUUCUCUGAACGUAUCCCGGAACAUUGAUGGCUCGAAUCCUCGCUAUAAAACCCUGUCGGAGGAGGUCCCGUUCGACACCGAAAACCAGACGUCUUCAUUUGUUCCAGUAAUCGAUCAACACGGCGUUAUCAAGACCUAUGCCGGCAAUUGCAACUGCGCGCGGGAGAAUGCUACGGUGUGGCAGUUCACGCCGAGUUCUGGCAGCGCGACCGGCAACGGGACAUGGGAGAGGUAUUCUGUCGAUGCAACGAGCGAUCCAGCGAGCUCUGGGAUCCAUGGCCCGAACUAUCUCUCCGCAGGGUUUGCGUACGCCAGCUCCAACACGAGCGACAGCGCCAUUUACGUCUUUGGGGGAAUGUGUCCAUUGCCGAACGAGUGGGGUCCCACUUGGAUGGCUGCUGCAAAUUACUCGCGGGCCAUGGUGGUGUUGAACCCUCCAAAAUCCGAUAAUCCUUCCUCAUAUCAAAUCUCAGCUGCCGGCGAUCGCGCACCUCCGAUCCCAGAGGCCGGCUUUACGAUCACCCCCUUACUUCCAGCAUAUGCGGCUACUCCGAUGGGCAAGCUGUUGAAACAACAAGACUUCCUGUUGAUCGGAGGUCAUACCCAGAAGGCGUUCAUCAAUAUGUCCCAGCUGGCGCUCUUUUCGCUUCCCCAGAAAAGUUGGAGCAUCGUUCAUGUUGGAUCCUCGCUUGGCGAGUUAAAAACUGACCUUGCGGCUCGCAACUCGCCAGCGAUCGAUCCGCGGUCUGGACAUACCGCCGUUCUCUCCCCGGACGGGAGGAAGGUGAUUGUGCUUGGAGGCUGGGUUGGCAAUACGGGUGUCCCUGCAAACCCCCAGUUGGCUGUCCUGGAAAUCGGGGAUGACUCCACGGGCUCGGAUGGCUGGAAAUGGAGCAUCCCGUCUCAGAAACACAGUCCGAUCGCUGAAGGGACCGGCAUCUACGGCCAUGGCGUGACGAUGCUUCCUGGCGGAGUGAUGAUGAUCGCAGGCGGCUAUCGCAUACCCCAAUCUUCCAAAAGAUCCGCCGCCGGUCCCCAGCUGAACACCCAAGUCCAGCUGUAUAACGUGACUUCGGGCAGUUGGGUCUCGUCGUAUAAGAAUCCGAACUAUGUCUCAAACCAACCCACGUCCGACGAGCCCAGUGAUCCCGAAACGAAUACCGAUCCCGUUUCCCAUUCGUCUACAUCUCGAACAAUCGGGCUCGGUGCAGGACUCGGCGCUGGGAUUCCAACCCUCGCCGGCGCAGCGAUCCUUGUUUGGUUCUACUGGAGGAGGCGACGAACACGCCGCGCGCGCGACCAGAGUCUCCGCAAGUUGGCCUUGGAUGCGCAGAGAGCACACUUUUGGGGCCAAGAUGAUCCUUCGAUGGCUAGCAGCAUCCGCAGGCCCUCCAUGAGAGAGACCAAUCGGGACUACCCCUGGAACAAUAAUCAAGGCACUGGCCGGUCAUCUAGUUGGCCAGAUAGUGGCGAUGCCGCCGCCGAAAGAACUGGGCUCCUCAUGGACAUCCCUACCCCUACCAAGACCAUCCGCUCGGGCCUGAAUGCAAGAAUGUACCGGCCCCCUGCGCCGUACAACGAAUACCGACGCAGCGACGGAACGGCCGAGAUCCACCCGAUAGACGAGCGGGAAGAGGAUGAGAUCCAAGACCCGGAGCAGAGAGCAGCGCGAGAAUCGAUGGACCCGUUCCUCACUCCUCGAAGCACCAUCGUCGGGGAAGAACAACUAUAUCCCAACGGCGUUGUGCCCGUGUUGGCCCCCAGCGCUGGCCUGGGACAUGAUGAGCCUUCUUCUCCGGAUAAGAACGACCGGACGUCCUCGAACUUAUCUGAUUCAUCGACCGAGGCCCGCUCUGCCCAUCAGUACCAUGGUGUGCUCUUCAGUAAUUCUUCCAGCCAACCGAGCAGCGGGCGUGUGUCGCCAGAAAAGCCCGGCUCUUCAUCCGGACACAGCAGUCACACCCCUCAACACCGACCAGAUAGUGCCACGAUCCCUCAAGAAAAACGCUACUCCUCGGAUUCCUUCUCCACCGCCCACACAACCCUCUCGCAACGGCAGGUCGAAGGCGAACAUCUGCUCCAAGAAGGCCCCCAGUCCCCGACGGGGGAUCUUUUCCCAAGACCCCUUUCUAUUUCGAAGCCCAGGACGUCGGACUGGAUGGGCAACGUCCGGCGAGUGCUCUCCGUCACGCGGAAACGGCCGCCAGCGAACGACGACUGGAAUGACACCUCCAUGGCUUCGGGCGUUGAUCGAAUGGGCACGGUCCUCGGAGCACCAAAGGCACUACCCGAGUCAUCGGGCAGUAACUCGCAGGUUCCCCGUCGCUCGGUCAGUGCGUCGGCCGAGCUGUUCAGGCGCAAACAGGGCCCCAGGAACUGGAGCGCCGGCAACCGAGUCUCGCGGGAUAUGACCUCCCAAACGCCCAUCCGCGAUGACUUUGCCUUGGACGGACUUCUCGACAUGAUGGAGGGCCACGAUGACUCCGACUCCGACUCGGACCUCGAGGGCGCCACGGAAGGCAGACGGGUCCAAAUGACAUACACAGCGCCGAAGGAAAGGUUGCGAGUGGUCAAUGCCACUGCGCGCGACAUGGACAACUUCUCCGAGAAAUCCAUCAGUCGCAGCAAUAGCGAAGCGUAA